AGCAAACUCUGUAUAGAAAAGAAAAGAAAAGACUCGGACAACAGUAAUAAAAGAGGAGAGGGGGAUAGAGAUGUGGAUUCCAGCGGCAUCAGAAUCCACCAGUCCUCUGCUGGAAUCAAGCAAAGAGAGAUGGUGGGUGAAGGUUCUGGACAAAGAAGAAGCCAAAAAUCAGAUUCUGUUCGCCCUUCCCAUGAUUCUCACCAACGCCUCUUUCUACUUCAUCACUCUCGUCGCCGUCAUGUUCGCCGGCCACCUCGGUGAGCUUCCGCUCGCCGCCGCCAACCUCGGCAAUUCCUGGUCCUGCGUCUCCGGCCUCUCACUCAUGGUUGGUCUAAGCGGGGCACUUGAGACAUUAUGCGGACAAGGAUAUGGUGCAAAGAUGUACAGAAUGAUGGGGAUUUACCUUCAGACUUCGUGCAUCAUAUCGUUGAUUUUCUCUGUUAUAAUUUCUACAGUUUGGUGGUUUUCUGAUCACAUCUUAAUUUUACUAAAACAAGAGCCUGAAAUAGCAAAACUGGCUGGCCUGUACCUCAAGUUUCUCAUACCCGGAUUAUUCGCCUAUGGUUUUCUGCAAAAUUUGUUGAGGUUUAUGCAGACACAGAGAGUUAUUUUACCAUUGGUCUUGAGCUCAAUUGUGCCACUAUCUAUUCAAGUCGGCCUCACUUAUGUCUUGGUUUGGUCAACGAGCCUGGGUUUUGCUGGUGCUCCAUUGGCUGCCUCAAUUUCAUUGUGGAUAUCAUUCUUUAUGUUGGGUUUCUACGUACUAUAUUCGGAGAAAUUCAAGAAUACCUGGGAAGGAUUUUCGUCGGAAUCAUUUGCUUAUCUAUUUACAACUAUGAAGCUGGCUUUGCCCUCCGCUGCUAUGGUGUGCAUGGAGUAUUGGGCUUUCGAGCUUCUAGUGCUAUUGGCAGGCAUUAUGCCGAACUCGGAGAUAACAACGUCACUUAUUGGAAUGUGUGUGAACACAGAAGCCAUUGCCUACAUGAUUGCAUAUGGACUUAACGCAACUGCAAGCACGAGAGUGUCGAAUGAGCUGGGAGCUGGAAAACCUGAGCGAGCUAAGCAAGCGGUUGCAGUGACUUUCAUGUUGUGCGUCCUUCUCGCUUUGGCAACCGCUCUUUCUCUCAUCAUUGGUCACAAUGUUUGGGCUGGCCUAUUUAGCGAUAGCUCUGUUGUCAUUUCAAAAUUUGGAUCAAUGGCACCCUUCCUUGUUACCUCAUUUAUGUUUGAUUUUUUCCAAGGAAUCUUAUCAGCGGUAGCUAGGGGAUGCGGUUGGCAGCACUGGGCUGUGUGCAUAAACUUGGGAUCAUUUUAUGGCAUUGGUAUGCCAAUUGCAGCAGUCUUGGGUUUCAAGUUCCAACUCUAUGCCAAGGGAUUGUGGAUUGGGUUGAUAUGUGGUCUGGCUUCUCAAUCAUGUGGUCUGUUGUUGCUAACUAUCUUCACCAAGUGGGACAAAGUGGAGUUAGCACCUAAAACUGAUAAAGAGAAAGCAUUGCUGGGUUAAUUAGAGCAUGAGGGUUCCUUUACUUCCUUAUUUAUGUAGAGUAGAUGAUUUUCUUUAUGAGGAUUACUUUUAUGUCUUUAUGAGGUGUUCUAAACUGUAAUUUAAUUUCAGCCUCAUCUCUUCUGCAAUGAAUCUCUCAUGAGAACCUGAAAUAAGUAGGGGUAUAACUUUAUAGUUACUCCCCCAAUCUAAAAAAUGAUGAGCUGCUGAUAAAUAAAGAAUUAAAUAUAUUAAAUGGAUGUAUUUUUUGUGGUCACAUUUUCUCCUUUUUGAAAUACUCUAAAACCGUUCAUCAU
Molecule: messenger RNA, 1800 nt
Organism: Cuscuta epithymum
Lineage: Eukaryota; Viridiplantae; Streptophyta; Magnoliopsida; Solanales; Convolvulaceae
Source: the annotation of a GenBank genome assembly